This is a messenger RNA of Dama dama (fallow deer), 3072 nucleotides long. It is a transcript of the gene FAM170B, whose product is annotated as family with sequence similarity 170 member B. Gene Ontology annotation, biological process: fertilization. NCBI's taxonomy places the organism in Eukaryota, Metazoa, Chordata, Mammalia, Artiodactyla, Cervidae. Gene Ontology annotation, cellular component: acrosomal vesicle. The transcript is spliced from 2 exons. Bases 1887 to 2639 code for a protein of 250 amino acids. The record is from RefSeq and is a predicted model, not a curated record.
UUCUUGAUGUGCUAUUUUAUGCACUUAGCACAAAAUGUGAAUGCUUCCCAGUAAGGGAUGUUAAUUGCUGAGUUGAAAGAGCCUGCUUUUCAUUGUAAUGGGUGCUACCAAAUUUCCCUUGAGAAAGGCAAGCCAUGCACUAACAGGUAGAAUAUAAACAUAUUCAUUUCAUUUUGUUCUCACCAGCACUUAACAACUGUCAAUCUUUUUAAUUCUUGUUUGCCUUGUGGGUGAAAACAAUAUACUAUAUAGCAUGUGUUUUUAAUUUGUCGUUUCCUUCCUAGAGUUAGGUUGAACAUCUUUUCAUAUGUUUAUCAGCCAUCUGCCCUUCUCCUGGGGAUUGCUUAUUCAUUUCCUUUACUGAACUAUUCAUUUCAGUUUUACUAAAAAGCAGAGAAGUGGAAACUGAAACAGCAAGUUUUUUGUGUUUUUCUUAAGCAAUGAAAUUUAAAAAGAUUCUCAAUGCUCAUGUUGACUGAUGCAUUUAAGUUUAGAAAAGCCAUCCUAUAAUAACAAAUGUUAAUUUAUAUUUUCUUUCUAAAUAUUUUACAUUAGAAAGUAACCCCAGAGUCACAUGAUAUUAGUCUUAGUUGUUUUAUAUGAGGUAAGGCCAAAGUUGAUUUUUUAAAAAGUGAAUAAAAAUGUUCAGUGUCAUUUAUUGACUGAGUCUUUUUUUUUCCUCCUAGACCUUUAUUACUUCAUCUCUUAAAAAUUCAAAUAUUAAUACAUAACAUGAUCUUUUUCUGGACUACCUUUGUCUUCCAUUGAUCUAUUUAAUUUUUGUGCUCUUACUGUUUAUUUUUAUAAGGCAAGUCUCUUGAUUUAUUAAGGGAGAAAGAAUACACUUACAGUGUUUCCUCUUCCUGCCAGGGAGCUCUGUCUCUUUAUAGGUGCAAGUGUGACUCUCCUUCACUCAGUAAAGCUCUGUGGCAUUUUUCUUUACAUAGUGGCUUCUAUGUUCUGGAGAGUUCUGGAGAGGAGAAUAUUCCUAGGUGCUGUCUAUGCUGGCGGUGGUUGUAUUGCUUUGGGGAUUAUUUUCAACCAAUCAUCUUCUGAGCUGUUGAGAAUUUGGGAUCCAAGGAAUUGAGUUGGUGAGACUGAGCAGGGGUUGGAGGGAUAUGAGGAGAAAUGUUUUGGGGGAAGUGUGCUCAAGACAUCCUGGAGCAGAGAGAGAUGGCAAGCUGGAAGAAGUGCCAGAGCGCCUGAGUGUGGAGUGAGGUUUGUGCAGGUGGAGAAGCAGGAGGGGACUCGGAGUUGUGGGGUGAGAACCAGUGUGCCUUGGGGCUGCAGGGAUCUGAGGUACAGAGAGAAGGCAACUCCUCUAGACAGACUCGCCCUUGUCGGUCCAUCCAAAUACGUCCGACAUAUUUGCCCACUAUUUAUUCAUUAAUUUGACAAUAAUCUAUGGAAUCCUUGUGAAUGUGUCCAUGUAUUCUGCUAGAUGCUGGAGAUAUAAUGGGGGAAAUGAAUGAAUGAUGUCUCUCUCCUCAUGGAGCUGACAUUUAAGUAGCAGCAGAUGAAUGCUGGGAAGUGGUUAUGACUGUACACGCACACAUCAUAGAGUCUAAGGGGAACGGAUUCCAGAAGGCCCUGACAGGAGUUGUUUCAGAGACUGCAGAGAAGCGUGAGCCUUGUGGGGCCUAGGGGUGGGCACUCCUGGCAGAAGGGAGGGUCGAUGCAAAGCCCGGGGUCAGGAGCAUCCCUGGUGUGUGCUUGAGCCCCUAGGCCUGAGCGAGGGUAAGCAGAGAGUGGGGAGACGUGAGGAGGCACCUGAGUACCCAGGCCACGGAGCGCCAAAAGCCCUAAUGAACCAGUGGUGGGGACUCUGAAGCAGUGAGGAGGAGGCAAGAUUUUGGUCACCUGCUGCCGCCACAGUUCAAGGGCCCAUGAAGAGAGAGCAGCUGUCUCCACGGCCAGGCCCAGCCAUUCCCCAUGCAGAGAACAUCUACUUCCCGGGCAAGGGUCGGGGGAUGUUGAGCUGGAGCAGCUCGCCAUCAUCCCAGUCAUCCUCUGAGUACCAGUCCUACUCCCAGUACCAGUCUUGCUAUUCCUGCACUUACGGGGACCAGGACGCUGCCCAGCAGAGCAUGUGCGCCUUCUACACCCAUGUGCAGACCGUGCAGGGUGUGGCCGUGGCCUGGGAGACCGACAGUGGCUUCGAGCCAGUCACCCGACAGCCCCGCAUCCACGAAGCCGAGUUCAUCAAGAGGCAGAGGCGGAAAGGCUCCUCCUUUGAGAUGGCUUCCAAUACGGACCUGCGCUGGGAACUGGAAGCCAGCAAGAACAACACCAGCUCAGAGCCAGAGGACACGGAGCUGCUGGCGCCCUUGGAGUGCUGCCUGCAGGAGCUGCGGGACACCCCGGACUGGCUGGUCACCACCAACUAUGGGCUGCGGUGCGUGGCCUGCUGCCGGGUCUUCCCCACGCUGGAGGCACUGUUGGAGCACGCCCAGUAUGGCAUCCAAGAGGGCUUCAGCUGCCAGAUCUUUUUCGAGGAGAUGCUGGAGAGGAGGAGGGCCCGGGACCAAGGGCAGGAACAAGAGCCAGAGGAGGCGCAAGAGAGCGCUUCGGACAGCAGUGAAUGUCCAAGGCCCCGUGUCAAGCUGCCUUCGUCACAGUCACAGUUGCAGAAGCACUGAGCCGGAGGUAUGUCCCCUGCCCUGUCCUCACCUCCGGCACCUCAGUCGCUCCUUUCCCGGCCAUCAGGACCAGAGCCACCGGGGCAGGGAGAAAGGAUGAGGGCCGGGGAAGGAAGCGAGCAGAGUGUAGAGGUGGGAAGGCCGUGAGGACGUCGGGGAAGUCACCCUCCCAAAGGGCACAGCAUUUCAACCAGAAUCCAUUUCAAAACGUGAAUCAAGUGUUUCUUACAGUGGGUGCAAGACCUGAAAACCCGCAAGCUUGUGGCCACAGGGAUUUCUAUUUUUGCUGGUGGGUCAAGCAGGUCAUGACUCACAGGAGAGACAACUACAAAUGAAACUUCAGCCCUAUUUUUUUCAUUGUUAGGAACUCAUCAUAGGCCCUAAUUCUAUAUCUUAUUUUAUUGGAAUUAAACUUGAAUAACCCAAAGUUUAA